UGCCACUAAAAAGUUCUUCAUUGCCCACGCUCCUUUUUGUUGAGAUUUGCAAUGUGUUCCAGUCGCGAAGAACACUAAUCUGCUCCAGUUCCGAUUCUCUCAACUCCUCACCAAAUCCAUGGCCUACCGAAGCCACCCACAACCCCUAAACCUCGCAACCAAACACCAGCAGCUCCCCAAGGUUCUGAUCAUCCGGCCACCGAUGGCUUUCAAGUCAGUCGAAACCGAAUUUUCGCAGAAAUUCCACCUAGUGAAAGCAUGGGAAUCCCCACUUCCCCUCGACCAAUUCCUCGCCGCUCACGCGCACGACGUACGGGCCAUGAUAGCCAGCGGCGUCACUCCGGUGAACCCCGACGUCCUCCGCCACCUCCCGUCGCUCCGGUGCAUCGUCACCUCCAGCGCCGGUAUCGACCAGAUCGACUUGCCGGAGUGCCGCCGCCGCGGGAUUGUUGUUGCCAACGCCGGCGCGGUGUUCUCCGAAGACGUUGCCGAUACGGCGGUGGCCUUGUUGAUCGAUGUUUUGAGGAGAGUCGUGGCUGCUGAUAGGUACGUUCGCGGUGGGAAUUGGCUUGUUAAGGGUGACUAUCCUCUUGGAUCCAAGUUGGGGGGAAAGCGUGUUGGGAUUGUUGGACUAGGAAGCAUAGGCAUGGAAGUUGCGAAGAGGCUUGAGGCUUUUGGCUGCACUCUCUCUUACUAUUCAAGGAAGGCAAAACCAUCCGUUUCCUUCCCUUUCUAUUCUAAUGUUUGUGAACUAGCAACAAAUUGUGAUAUCCUUAUCCUUUGCUGUGCAUUGAAUGACCAAACGCACCAUAUGAUUAACAAGGAAGUCUUGUUGGCAUUGGGAAAGGAGGGUGUCAUUGUGAAUAUUGCACGUGGAGCUGUUAUUGACGAGAAGGAAUUAGUGCGAUUUUUAGUGCAAGGAGAUAUUGCCGGUGCUGGUUUGGAUGUGUUUGAGAAUGAGCCUGAGGUUCCUCGGGAGCUAUUCCCGCUGGAUAAUGUUGUGCUAUCACCGCAUCGAGCUGUCUUUACAGAGGAAUCCAUUAGGGACUCUGUUGACCUUAUGUUGGCAAAUUUGGAGGCUUUCUUCUCAAAUAAACCUUUACUGUCUCCAGUUGAGAAUGAGUAACAGAUUGAUUUUUCUA
Messenger RNA from Rhododendron vialii, 1142 nucleotides. RefSeq names its product glyoxylate/hydroxypyruvate reductase HPR3-like. NCBI's taxonomy places the organism in Eukaryota, Viridiplantae, Streptophyta, Magnoliopsida, Ericales, Ericaceae. The coding region runs from base 119 to 1126 and encodes 335 amino acids. Gene Ontology annotation, molecular function: hydroxypyruvate reductase [NAD(P)H] activity; glyoxylate reductase (NADPH) activity; NAD binding. The record is from RefSeq and is a predicted model, not a curated record. The transcript is spliced from 2 exons. Gene Ontology annotation, cellular component: cytosol.